This is a messenger RNA of Hemiscyllium ocellatum (epaulette shark), 3147 nucleotides long. RefSeq names its product exocyst complex component 3-like protein 2. The transcript is spliced from 12 exons. Gene Ontology annotation, biological process: exocyst localization; exocytosis. Gene Ontology annotation, cellular component: exocyst. The record is from RefSeq and is a predicted model, not a curated record. Gene Ontology annotation, molecular function: SNARE binding. NCBI's taxonomy places the organism in Eukaryota, Metazoa, Chordata, Chondrichthyes, Orectolobiformes, Hemiscylliidae. Bases 181 to 2661 code for a protein of 826 amino acids.
AUUAUUGAGGGAGGAUGCACAUGUGGGAAACUCCAGCAGUUUCUCUGUAGCUGUACCUCUGACGGUCUCUCAUACCAGAGAUUAUCGGCUGCCUCAAACUCACACCAAGAGUUUUUGUCUGUCUGUCUCUCUCUCUCUCUCCACAGCCUCCAAACCAGGGAGGGCCAAUCCAGCCAUCCAAUGCCAAUCAUGAAGAGCAGCGUAUCCAGGCUCAGCCCCACCCAACCACAGGCAGGCCCUGUAAAACUGCUGGAGGAAAGGCUGCUGGGCAAGAGCAUGCCAGCUGAGAAUAACCCUUUCGUGGAGGCAGACACAAUCGAUCAGACGAACCCUUUUGCAGAGGACUUAAACCCGUUCCAUGACAGGGAGGGGGAGGAAGGGGCAGAGGCCAUCCAGCUGCUCAACACAAGCCCGCCACCAGGUGAACCGACCACGCCCAAGAAAAAUGGCGUCGAUAAGCACCCCACCUUUGGGGCAUCGCUGAAGAGGGCGUUCAGGAUGAGCAAGAAACCAGGCCGAAGCCCCACCGAGGACCAGGGUGAAGAGAAGAAGUCGUUCCUCAAAUUCCCGUCGCCUCUCUCCGAUCCAGAGACGCCUUGGAAAGGCCCGGAAAAGAAGGGGGUCCGCCGACGUUCGGAGGAGCUGGGCUCGCCGGUGAAGCUCGGAGAUGGGAUAGAGAAGGAGAGCCCGGUCGAGCCGUCACCCAGGAAGGUGAUGUCCUUCCUCAAAAGGAACAAGGCUAAGGCGGAGUCGCCGACAGAGAGAGCGGAGCUCGGGGGCGGGGUGGACAGAAAGACGGAGACGCUACCCGAAGUCAGGGAACCCCUCUCAGUGCUCGAGAUCCAUAAACUGAUCGAGAGGAGGGAGCUGGUGCUAGCGAAUAGCCACAUUGUGGAGUUGGAGGCGGAGGAGGAGGUCGAGAGGGUGAAGAACGCCGAGGGGGGCAAAGAUGGCAGCAGGAAGGCGAAGGACGUCGAGCUGCUGUACGAGGCACUGGAGGGCGAGCUGAAGAAGAUUGUCGCCGAGUCCCUCAGCCAAGCCCCGGAGACGACGCACCUGGAGCAGCUGGUGCAGACCAUCGAGGAGGAGGAGAAGGCGGACAGGGCGUGGACCACCCGAGGAGGUCUCCCCGGGGGCCCAAGGCCCAGGGAGCUGCGUCAAAAAUGGCGGGAAAUGGUGAGGGACUCAGUGGCCGCCAGAUUGUCCAGUUGCCAGGGCGACGCCCCGAUCUGCCAGCGCCUGAAACACCUCAAAGAGCAGAUCACGAACGACCUGAGAACCGUCCGAAAAAGUCUCGUUCUGGCCUACCCAAAGGAGUACGAUGCGUUCAAUGUCUACGUUAACAGCUACCAUGAGGUGGUUUCCUCCUGCCUCGCCGAGAUGGUCCAGAAUGAUCUAGAAAUUCACCAACUCUACAGCUUCCUCCAGUGGUGCCACAACGAUUACUUCAGAGAUGUGGUGGGACACGAGGAACUCGCUGCUCAUAUCAGAAAACAACAGCUGAAACCAUUGCUACCACCAGAGACUGUGCAGCAGCUCGAGGACAGGUGCAUUGCCCUGGUGAAGACGCAGAUUACCAAAAAUAUGGAUGAGGAGCUCAGCGUAGAGAAAGAGAAAUGGCAGCAGGGGACUGACACCUAUCAAUCAGAACUGUCAACCAAGGUGAUUCAGCUCCUGACAGACCAUGUGGAGAACUCUGCUGCAGUCACUCAGGAGCUCGGGGCUCGGGUUGCUCUCUGCUGCCUCUCUGGCCUGGCUGACUUACUGCAAAGUUUCCAGAAACACGCACAGCAGCUUUUCCAGCAAUACCCCGAGAAGGCGGACGGUGGGGAACUGAGGGGCGCCCAAGCCAUCGCAGUGGUCAACUGCUGCCCUGCUUUCAGAGACUACAUCGAGCGUCUGAGGCAGAAGGUCUCCAGUGACAGUGAAGAAGAAACCAAGAUGGCGUUGGCUGCCCUGGACAGAGUGGUGAAGGGAGGGAACGAGAUGCUAACGCAGAAGCUGCUCGAGGAGCUAAAGCCAAACUUCUCAAAGCUGCUGAAAACCAAGUGGCUGCAAAACAAGGAAAUCUUUGAAAGUAUCACCACCAUCAUCAAGAAACACUUCAACCAGUUCCGAAAAAUGAAAAACCUUCCCUACCAGGAUUUGGUGAAUGAUAUUCACAGGAAGGUGGUCACUGAGUACGUGAGAGCAGUGAUGCAGACGAGAAUGGUGUGCAGUUCGGCCGAUAUGCGAAUGAAAGUGGCAGGACAGCUGAACAAAGAGGCCGUGGAGCUCAGGGAGAUGUUUGCAAACCUGAAUUCGAGCGCCUCCUGGCUGGACGCUGCUAUUGAACACCUGGCUGAGAUUAUCUCGCUGAAGGACACUUCCUCCGUCCAGAUGGAAGUCGGGGCCUUGGCGAACAGUUACCCCGACGUUCGGAAGGAGCACAUCGAGGCCCUGCUGAACAUACGGGGAGACAUCAGCCACCAAAACCGCCAGAACAUCGUGGAGACGCUCCGAGACUUUGACGGCAACGACGGCGGCUCCACCUUGUCUCGCGGCAGGGCGUUAUUUGCAGAGAUCGAUGCCACCCCACUUGUGCAGUGUGCCCACCUCAACAUGAGCUGUGCUUUGCGAUGCUUUUCCGUGUUCCGCCGACGCAGCGUGUGCGUCAGGUGACCCGGUGGAGCUGGGAUCCUGAUGGGAAAUGCAUCCCCCCUCCCCCCCCCUCCCGCACCACCCCCCCCAACUCCUGUCGCCUGUGAAUAGCAAAGAGAAUAAUCCCAGAAAUUAUCACAAACUGCUGAUUUGGAGGUUGACUGGUUGGCAGACGCGUCGUGGAUUUACCCUGGAUAACUCGAUCCUGACCGUGUUUGAGAGGAUGCUCGCAGAGUCCGGAGACCAGAGAGUCAGAAUCCAUCACUUCCUGCCCCGGUCCCCAGUGGCAAAUCCAUCCCGAAGUGAUUGGGAAAUCCAAUAUGGCGCCCGUUGACUCACUCAGAGAGGGCAGAUUGACAUGGAUAGUAGGAAAGACACUAACCUGGCACUAAUUGGAGUCAAAUAAUCGGUACCCUGUACCGAAGAUGGUGUCAAAAGUAGCAACAUAGGAAACUUCUCACUGCGCUCAGUCGCGUGCACGUGACAAUAAAGCUCAUUCAAUUCAAA